AUGAAGGUUUUUACAGCGUUAGCUCUCUUGAUGGCAGCUAUUUCGUUAACCACCGAUGCAGCACCCGCCUCGAAACCAUCCGUAGUCAAACUUGAUUUGAAGAAAUAUGAGUUUCCCACUUAUUUUACUUGGCUCCAAAAGUCACAAUUCAGUAAAAAUCAUGCACUAUUGAAGUAUUCGAAUAAUAUUCGAUCAGCAUAUAGUCAAGGUUUAGUUGGUCAAGAAGCCAUCGUAAAAUUAGAAGCAGCAUCCACUCCAGUAUUUGGUGCUUCCUCCCCGAAAACUUUCAUUAUUAAUAAUAAAGCUAAUAGUGCUAGCGAUAAUAGCAAUGACGAUCCAGUUGGCAAAGAUAGAAAAAAGAAACACGGAAAAAACAACAAUCCCGACAAUAGUCAGCCCGAUAAUUCCAGCAAUCAACCUGACAAUACACCCAAAGGCGUUGUCGAAGAUCCUCUUACAGAUGAGGGAUUUGACAUUGGAUAUCACGGCCCAGUUGAAAUAGGAGGACAAACAUUUGAUGUAAUUUUCGAUACUGGUUCAGCUGAUCUUUGGGUGCCAUCGCAAGAUUGUACUGAUGACGCUUGCAAAGCUCACAAAUCUUAUGAUCCAAAAAAGAGCAAGGGAUUCAAAACUAAUAAUAAGCCAUUUGAAAUUAAAUAUGGUACUGGUCAAGUUUCUGGAAUUAUUGCA
Messenger RNA from Ambispora leptoticha, 690 nucleotides. The record is from the annotation of a GenBank genome assembly. NCBI's taxonomy places the organism in Eukaryota, Fungi, Glomeromycota, Glomeromycetes, Archaeosporales, Ambisporaceae.